GUAGCCGUUCCCUGCCUACUGAUGGCUAAUGAGCGACUCAGAGCUCUGGAGGAUGUGGAGAAGGAGAUAGCGAUGAUCCUGCAGUGUGCUGGUAAUAUAGUUCUGGAACUCUCCAAAGACAAACCUAAUGCUAGCCACCUGGACAGACAGCUAGUCCAGUUCCAGAGCUCUGUCAGCCGAGUGGAGAAUGAACUGAGCGCCCAGAUCCGCUACCUCACACAGGUAGCUACUGGUCAACCUCAUGAAGGCUCCACUUAUUCAGCCAGAAAGGACUGCCAGAUGGCACUGAACAGAGCAGAAUAUGCCAAGGUCAAACUGGGAGAACUGGGACGAACCUGUGAAGUCAUGCUGGAGCAGCAGCAGCAGCAGCAGCACACAUGAGAGCAGAGGGCAGCUGGCUAGUGUAAUAGUGAUAACUUGACAUACAGCAAAAUUUUGAUCUGAUGUGACUGUUUCAUUCUCAUUCUUCUUCUUCUACCACCAGCACUGAAAUCUUAACAAUGAAUUUUUUUUUUUUUUUUUUUUUUUUUACAUAUACUGGAGUUUUACAAGAACCACAAAUGCAAUCUUUAUUUUAUUUUUUAUAUCUUAUUGAACUCUGAUUUUCUAAGUACCGUAGUAUAUGUUGCAUUUCCGGGUAUAUUUUGUUGUUUGGUGCUCUAUUUUUCUUAUGUGCACAGCAGACCGUAUGUAAACCAUGUUAAGACACUUCAACCAAAAGGCUGUAUACCAAAUGUUACAACAUAAACAGCACUUGUCAGGUAAUCAGUCCUUCGCAAUUAAACCAACUCCCUUUGGUGCUGUAACCUCACCCAUGUAUUUAUACAGGGAGGUAACAAAAGAAAAGCUGAGAUGGCAUUUUCUCCAUCAGUGGAACCUCAACUCUAUGGAAUAUCAUCAGUGGUGGAAAGACUUAAGUGGUAAAAGCCUAGACUUGAAAGCACACAGGGACAAAGUCACAAAAAUCUUGAUUUGUUUUUUAUUUGUUCAGGGCUGUAUUUCCUUCAGCUUCAGUUCUGUCAUAUUCUGAACUCUUGAAAAUGAAAGGAGUCUAAAUGUAGGUGUCUAAAAGGCCUGACCAUUUCUAAGUAGUGUCACGUCUUUUGUACCAAUUUAAAUGCAGAUAAAGCUUAGUGGAAAAUAAGUUGAAUGUAACAGCCCUGGAUCAAUGCUAAGAAGCCUGUUAUGUGGUCUAACAGUUUUGCUUUAUGGCCAAGCACAGUGAAGACAAGAUUGUUGCCCAGAAAAAUCAGCUGCAUGCAUCAAAAUGUAAAUGUUGAUACAAUUUUUCCUGCAUACUUUUCAAUAUGUAUUUGUUUUGCUUCCUAGUUACUUUGUGCUUAAUGAGGUACCACAUACUGAACUUUGUCAUUUCAAAAGCUUUCAGUAACGUUUUCCAUCAGUUCAAGAUCACAUCAUUUUAUUUGACAGUAGGGAAACAUUGUUUUCUCAAGAAACAUGCUGUGACAACUUUUUUUUAUGUUUUAAACAACAAAAUAGAGAGGUGUUUUUCUUUAGUUACAACACUUGUUUAGUUGUACAUUUUAGUUCAUUUUGAGUAAAAGCUUAAAGGCCAUAGAAUAUCCUGUAACAUGUUUACUAUUUUUAUUGUGAAGUCUCCAAAUUACAGUACAGUAUUUUAUAGAUCUCAUGCCUAAUGACAGUGAUAACAGAUGUAUUCUCUUACAUUUACAUGGCUCCCAUUUCUUAUUGUAGCAGCGUGACAAAUCAAAUUUAUUCUAAAUCUUCAAAACAAGUGCCAUUUCCUUUUUACAGACACUGACAACAAAACACUAGGUUUCUGUCUGAGACACUCUAUUAUUUUUUGUUUUGUUUUGUUUUUGUUUUGUUUUUGAAGCCGAGAGGUCAUAAAAAAUAUGUAGGUACCAAGACAGAAGAUACUGUCAAGUGAAAUAAUGAUUGUUUUUGUAGCCAUUUGACUGUUUGCCUAUUAAAUGAUGAUAUACUCAGAAUCAUGUACAUCAAUGGCUAUUGUGCUCCAUGUUAUGACCGUGUGAUUUAGCAGAUAGCACUAAACACAGUACAACAAAUCGUGA
Molecule: messenger RNA, 2057 nt
Organism: Monopterus albus (swamp eel)
Lineage: Eukaryota; Metazoa; Chordata; Actinopteri; Synbranchiformes; Synbranchidae
Gene: med11
Product: mediator complex subunit 11
Exons: 3
Coding region: 22-381 (119 amino acids)
Biological process (GO): regulation of transcription by RNA polymerase II
Cellular component (GO): mediator complex
Molecular function (GO): transcription coregulator activity
Source: RefSeq, a predicted model, not a curated record